This is a messenger RNA of Arvicanthis niloticus (Nile rat), 4402 nucleotides long. The record is from RefSeq and is a predicted model, not a curated record. NCBI's taxonomy places the organism in Eukaryota, Metazoa, Chordata, Mammalia, Rodentia, Muridae.
UUAAAUGUCAUGCCUUGGCACUGAGGAGCAUGAGACUCAGAUAUUGAGCCCAGGAAGUUUUGACUAGGCCAGGCUGUGCAGGAAAGGAAUGAAACCAGCAGGACAUCAAAGUCCAGCCUGCUGAGAACCAACAGUAACAGAUGAUCAAGGAGCUAGCAGCAAUGGAGCCUGGAGCUUCAAGGAAUGGAGUCAGAGCUGAGACAACAACACACCCAGCCCUGGGCUCUGGAGUCAGCCUACACACCUAUGACAUCGUGGUGGUGGUCAUCUACUUUGUCUUUGUCCUUGCUGUGGGAAUUUGGUCAUCCAUUCGUGCAAGUCGAGGGACCAUUGGUGGUUAUUUCCUUGCUGGGAGAUCCAUGACCUGGUGGCCAAUCGGAGCAUCUCUGAUGUCCAGCAAUGUGGGCAGUGGCUUAUUCAUUGGCCUGGCUGGAACAGGGGCUGCUGGAGGCCUUGCUGUCGGUGGCUUCGAGUGGAAUGCAACCUUCCUGCUUCUGGCCCUGGGCUGGAUCUUUGUCCCUGUGUACAUCGCAGCUGGUGUGGUCACCAUGCCACAGUACCUGAAGAAACGAUUUGGGGGACAGAGGAUCCAGGUGUACAUGUCAGUGCUGUCCCUUAUCAUCUACAUCUUCACCAAGAUAUCGACGGAUAUCUUCUCUGGAGCCCUCUUCAUCCAGAUGGCCUUGGGCUGGAAUCUUUAUCUCUCCACAGUCAUCUUGCUGGUGGUGACAGCUGUCUAUACCAUUGCAGGGGGCCUCACAGCUGUGAUCUACACAGAUGCUCUACAGACUGUGAUCAUGGUAGGAGGAGCCCUGGUCCUCAUGUUUCUCGGCUUUCGGGAGGUCGGCUGGUACCCAGGCCUGCAGCAGCUCUAUAGACAGGCUAUCCCCAAUGCCAUAGUUCCCAACACCACCUGUCACCUCCCACGACCUGAUGCCUUCCACAUGCUUCGAGAUCCUGUGAAUGGGGACAUCCCCUGGCCAGGUCUCAUUUUUGGCCUCACAGUCUUGGCCACCUGGUGUUGGUGCACAGACCAGGUGAUUGUGCAGAGGUCUCUCGCGGCCAAGAGUCUUUCACAUGCCAAGGGAGGCUCGGUGUUAGGGAGCUACCUAAAGAUCCUCCCAAUGUUCUUCAUUGUCAUGCCUGGCAUGAUCAGCAGGGCCCUGUACCCAGAUGAAGUUGCCUGUGUGGACCCUGACAUCUGUCAAAGAGUUUGUGGGGCCAGAGUUGGAUGCUCCAAUAUUGCCUACCCCAAGCUGGUUAUGGCUCUCAUGCCUGUGGGGCUCCGAGGCCUGAUGAUUGCUGUGAUCAUGGCCGCCCUCAUGAGCUCACUCACCUCCAUCUUCAACAGCAGUGGCACCCUGUUUGCCAUGGAUGUGUGGCAGCGCUUCCGCAGGCAGGCAUCCGAGCAAGAGCUGAUGGUGGUAGGCAGGUUGUUCGUAGUCUUCCUGGUACUCAUCAGCAUCCUCUGGAUCCCCAUCAUCCAGAGCUCCAAUAGCGGGCAGCUCUUUGACUACAUCCAAUCUAUCACCAGCUACCUAGCCCCACCCAUCACAGCCCUCUUCCUUCUGGCCAUCUUCUGCAAGAGGGUCACUGAGCCUGGUGCCUUCUGGGGCCUCAUGUUUGGCCUGGUAGUGGGAAUGCUGCGUAUGAUUCUGGAGUUUUCAUACCCGGCCCCAGCCUGUGGGGAGGUGGACAAGAGGCCAGCUGUUCUGAAGGACGUCCACUACCUGUACUUUGCCCUCCUCCUCUGUGGACUUACCGCGAUCAUCAUUGUCACAAUCAGCUUCCUCACGGACCCCAUCCCCGAUGAAAAGCUUGCUCGCCUGACAUGGUGGACAAGGAACUGUCCCAUAUCUGACCUGCAGAAGAAAGCCUCUGUGAGUGUGAACAAGACAGAGGGUGAUAACUCUCCAGGACUGGCAAAGAGGCCAGUGGUAGAGGGCCCUGCAGGAGACGGGGAAGAAGCAAACACCACCCAGGGGCCUGAACAACCAGGAGCCCUACACAGGUCUUGGGGAAAAUGGCUGUGGAACUGGUUCUGCGGACUCUCGGAGGCCCCACAGCAAGCCCUGAGCCCAGCUGAGAAGGCUGUGCUGGAGCAGAAGUUGACCAGCAUCCAGGAGGAGCCUCUCUGGAGAUGUGUCUGCAAUAUCAACGCCAUCGUCCUGCUGGCCAUCAACAUCUUUCUCUGGGGCUAUUUUGCGUGACUCCACAGACUAGGAUUUAUUUGAAAUGAGAAAAAAAAAAAAAAAAUCCCUGAACCCUGGUCAGUCCCCAAGACCAGAGGCAGGCUCUCUUUCCAACUUGCUGUGCUAACUGCAGACUAUAGAGGCUGAGCGUGAAAGAGCCCGUGUGGAGCAUCCAGUCCUAUAUGCUUGUCAAGUGAAGAUAUGAAGGGCUAGAGCUAUCACUAGGAUCCCCCAGGGUUCCACAGUAGGACUCACACUGGGUCUCCAACUCCAACCCCAACUCUCUCCCUACUAUACUGCUCUGUAAUCCUACCUCAGAAAAAUUGUCCCCUCAGUUUAUUCAACAAUCUUCAUUGUAUGUAUAUCUUCUGGUUAGACACAUAGUAAGAAAAUGGGUAGAGAAUUUUAUAAUAAAUUAUCCAUGUACACUGGGUUUCCCAUUUCUCUUACCCUUGUUCCCUUCCUGCUUCCUGUCUCCCUCUGUUUUGGCCUCUUUGACUCUCAGCAAGAUGAGUCCAGUGAGCAGGGUCUUAUUAUGGCAUUGGUUGCCAUUGUGCCUGCUAAUCUCCUAAGAAUGAAGAGCACAGGUAAGAUGACAGGUAUGGAGGCAAGUGCUCCAAGACCAGAUCCUCCUUGGCACAGCUCUAAUUCUGCUUCUGCCCCAACACCUUCUCCACAUCCUAGGAACUUAGAGUCCAGCUGGAGGGAGAAAAUGUGUUGAAAACAACAUGAAUCAAAAAGCCCUAGGGAGCAGGAAGACAGCCUGGGAUGGGCACACAAGGCCUUUAUCCCUCUACCUUUACUUGCCAAGACUCCUUUCCUGAAAUAUAUCUGAGACUGUGUCCUUGAACAACUUCCCAGGACGGUUUCCAAAUGCCUCACACUGGGUCAAGGUCCCACUCAGCCAGCCCCCACAAUGCAUACACUGUCCUGUAGUGCUGUCUCCCUUGUAGAUGGUGCAUGCCUAGAAGCAGGGAUCAAUGGUGAUAGUCAACCUGACUUUGUGCCUAUCAACAAAAGAAGCCAAUAGAUGCUUGUUGGAUUCUCACGAUCUUCCAUGCCCUGUGCCUUUUGCUCUCUGGAUGGUGGGGAAGAGAGUUGUGGAGUUGGCUUCUGGAGAAGAGACUCCUUCAGGUAUCAGAAGCAGCUGAGUCUCAGGCAUUUAGGCUGAAUGGUACAGAUGCAGCUGAGACUGACCCUUCUCCCUCUCCUCUGCCUCUGGUCCUCUGCAAUGUACUUUCGAUCACCACGUCAAUGAUUGUUCAUUGUAACUGAAGACAAAUAAAACUCCAUUUCAUUGACCUGCAGACGCAGCUACAUCUCUGAACCUCCCCUCUUAUAGGUGCCUCCAAAUUUUUCUUUCAGUAACUUGCUGACCUCACUGAUCCUUUGAAUCAGAGAAUGCCCUAAGUCGGUACAUCUGAGAAGCUGUACUCUCCAGCAGUGUACUGUAAGAAUCAGGACAUUUCUAAUUCAGCUCUUAUAAUGAGGUACAAGAUAGUGUAGAGGCAAGAGCCCCAUGGUGGGAGUCAGGGCACCUGAAUUCUGCUCCCAGCUCUCCGGAUCUGAAUAAACAAGAGAAUUUUAAAAACAAACUACUUGUUCAUGGGAUGAUGAGGUUGUGAGUGGAGACAGAGUCAAAAGCAAACAAUAAGAUGGUGUGGCCAGAAGCUUAUGGGUGAAUGUCAGCCCUGAAAAGAACCUCUAGGGAAAAAAAAGAAGCCUUCGGUGGGGUUGGGACACAGUUAAAAUCCUACAGGGAGUCAGCAGUUACCAAGGUCCAUUGAGAAAAAAGAUGUUGCAAAGGUGAUGACCACGUCAGCUUUGACAUAGGUGGAUGCAUUGAACCAUGGGGUUAGCCUGGCCUAGCUGCCUUGAGAGGCCUGAGCCAUGGGUUUCUCAGGGUAGAGUCCAGGGUUUCUGGUACAUGAUGUACCUUCCAUUUACUGAGAGACUGAGGCACUCCCUCAGGCAGUAAAGCUUUCAGGCUGCUUUACGUUUCUCUGUAUGUUCCCUUGGAAGUUGAGGAAGCGCAGAAGCCUGACAGGACAAUUGGUUUUAGACAUUAAUUUUAUGUACACUGUAAAGUUUACAAAUAUUAUUGUAUCCUGGCAACAACAACUAUAUUGAUCCUUUUUCAGGAUAAAGGUAUAAAAAGUCUAAUUGCUUUCAAUAAAACUAUCACAGCCUCAGUCUUGCUGUGGCCCCUC